ACACUGUUUGUUGUUAAAUAAAUAAAUAAAGAUGGUGGCGUUCUUUCCUUUCUCUGUUCACAUUUGCUUUAAACGAGUGUUUUAUAAUUGUUAUCUUCAGCUAUUAAUGUUAUAGACAUUAUAAGAUUAUAGUGCUGUGUUCAUAAAUCUAUAAAAGUGUCAAUAAUAACUUAAAAAUAGUCCAAUGGAUGUAAAUAACACAGAAGUUAAAGAUGGCCAGACUACACGACCUCCAUUAAAUGAGGCGCCAUCUAUGAUUGAUAUCCAAAAACCUAAAAUUGAAGGAACUGCCAAAAAGAAGAGGAGGCGCGGGAAAUCUAAACGAAAAUUAUUAUUACCUUUUAAGAAAACUCCGUGGCAAGACAGACGUAAGAAUGAGAAAUCGAAGCGGAAUAAUAGAUAUAGAAAAAUUGUCUUGGCUAAAACUCGUGCACCGUUUAAUAAUAACCAAUUUCUAAUGGAAAUACAUAAACCUGAACCUGAAAAUACUUUUCAUAUUUUGCAGACACCAUCUGCGCGUACACGUGACUCGAGUUUCAGUGUUGAUUCUGAGGAAAAUUAUUUUUUUUCUCUUCCUGAAGACGAAGAGGAGUAUUUGACUAAAGAGUUUUCCAGCGUGUAUGAGGAUGCCCAAAGUGAGAGGUUAUCAAAUAUGUCAAAGAACGAACUCAUUCAAGAAUACCUUCUACUAGAAGCCAAGUAUGACAAUCUCGUAAAAAGAUCCGAACGUUCAAAGCCAAAAGGUUUAGAUAAUGACAGGGAAACUACAGCAGACAAAGAAACUACGGUAACUGAUAAUGACACCAUGAUAACUGAUAGGGACACUUCAGAAACCUCUGUUGUGUCAAGUGCUGAUGAACCAUCAAUUGAUGAUAUAAUGCAUCGGGUAAAGGAACAAGAAGAACAGAUACAUCAACUUACAUUAGCAAAUGAGAAAUUGCAAAUAGAAAAUGAACAUUUAAGACAAGGAUCACAGACUACUUCCAGUGAAGAUUCAGAAAGUGAUAGUUCUUCCACAUCAGACAGUUGUAGCAGUUCCAGCCAUUGUGUUAGUCCAGUAGAUCCAGAGACAACAAACAUUUCUGAAAAUAUUCCUAAUGGAAAUGGCUCACAUCAUGAACUUAAUGGAGAUGCUAAAGAGUUAGAAUCUGAAUAUCCACUCGUUAAUGGUUUUCACAGUCCUUCUGAAUAAUAUAUGAAGAGGUUGACAAUAAUUUUGGUUGUAUUAAAUAGUAUGUAACAAUAGUUUAAGGAUGUAUUUUAAAUUAUUAUUUAAGAUCUUUAAAUUGUGGGAACAUGCGUGUGAUGCAUUUAGUUUACUUGCCAGAUGUUCUGCUGAUCCGAUAAUUCCUUUAUUUAUUUCACUAUAUUUAGGUUUAUUGUAUUUUAUAUCACUGUGGGAAUGUAAUUGUGAGAUCUCAUAUUAGAUAUAGUAAAAUUUUCUGUGAUAUCCUUGUGGAUAUUUUGUCAGUAGUGUUUUUUUAGUUAUUCCAAAAUAAAUCUCACUUUUAUGUUGAUACAGUGAGGUAUAUUUUAUAGUUAUAAAAUUGACACAAUAUAUUAUAUACUUAUAGGUAUAUCUAUUUUAACUACUUAGAUAUUAAUAUUUUAUGGUUAUUGUUGAGUUUGUUAUAUAUGAGUGUUUCCUUUGUAAGUAAAAAGUUAAAACCAAAAUUAAUGUGUCAACUAGAUAAUACUGUAGGAUAAUGUAAUAAUUUAGAUAUUCAUUUAAACAGGGAUUCAUUAAAGACAGUUAUGAAUGAUAUGAAUGUUUUUAAAUAUUUUUCGUAAAGGCUUUAAAAUUUAAAUUUAAAAAUAAAGCACUAUGAUCAAAAUGAUCUUGUAUAGCAGAUCCAUAUAGUUGUAUAAAGGAGAACAACAUGAAUAAAUAAAAUGUUUAUUUUCUAAUACAGGUAUGUAUUAUACAUUACAUACAUAAAUUUUACAAUAUGUUAUAAUAAUCACCAAACAGUGUGCACGAAUGUGAUUCAUGCACACUAUUUGGUAUUAUUACAACAUUGUAAAAUUUAUGAGUUGCAAAUUGAUAUUAUUAUUUAUAUUAAAA
Messenger RNA from Achroia grisella, 2065 nucleotides. RefSeq names its product protein HEXIM1 (gene Hexim). Gene Ontology annotation, cellular component: nucleus; cytoplasm; nucleoplasm. Gene Ontology annotation, molecular function: cyclin-dependent protein serine/threonine kinase inhibitor activity; 7SK snRNA binding. Bases 185 to 1192 code for a protein of 335 amino acids. The transcript has a single exon. Gene Ontology annotation, biological process: negative regulation of cyclin-dependent protein serine/threonine kinase activity; negative regulation of transcription by RNA polymerase II. NCBI's taxonomy places the organism in Eukaryota, Metazoa, Arthropoda, Insecta, Lepidoptera, Pyralidae. The record is from RefSeq and is a predicted model, not a curated record.